Elaeis guineensis (African oil palm) is the source of this 1717-nucleotide messenger RNA. RefSeq names its product cyclin-D5-3. The record is from RefSeq and is a predicted model, not a curated record. Lineage: Eukaryota; Viridiplantae; Streptophyta; Magnoliopsida; Arecales; Arecaceae.
GAGAACUCCGCCAGAAACCACUUCCAUAGCCGUUCUCUAUAUUUUGGGGUGGGGGGCCAACUUCCUGGAUCCCUCCUCACCGUUUUCCUCUCUCCCGCGGUUAAGUUUCCCGGGGAUUUAGACCGCAGAAAUGGGCUCUCCUUGCCUCCACUCCAAACAAACACACUUGAACCUCUCUGUUUAGAUUCCAAGAACUCAACACCAAACUACUCUAAUGGGGGAUUCCGAUUGCUCCGUUUCUCUCUCCAACCUCAUCUGCCAAGAGGAUGGAACGAGUCUUCUCCUUGGCGAUGAUGAUGAUGAUGAGGAAAGGAGUGAUGUGGUAACGGUUUAUGAUGAUGGCUGUAUUCUCUCGGAAACAGAGGAUGACGACCACAUUGAGAUGCUGGUCUCCAAAGAAAGUGGCUGCUUUGAUAGCAGAAUCCAUCCUGAAUCCUAUGAAGAUUGGCUGAAAUGCGCUCGCUCUGAUGCCAUCCGAUGGAUUCUUAAAACUAAGGCUUACUUUGGCUUCUGCUCCAAGACAGCCUACAUGGCUGUGACUUAUCUCGAUCGGUUUCUUAUGCACCGAACCAUUGAUGAUAAGCGAAAGAUUUGGGCAGUUCAAUUACUGUCAGUGGCUUGUUUGUCAUUGGCAGCGAAGUUGGAGGAACGCAAGGUGCCGGCGUUGUCGGAGUUCCGGUUAGAUGAAUGUGAUUUUAAUAGCAAUGCGAUACUAAGGAUGGAGUUUCUUGUGCUGAAUACAUUGGAAUGGAGGUUGUGUUCGGUGUCUCCGUUUGCAUAUUUAAGUUAUUUCGCAUCCAAGAUACAAGAACACAAAUCGAAUAAUUUGAUGGCAAAAGCCACUGGAUUUAUUUUUGCAGCCAUUAGAGUGAUAAAUUUAGUGGAUUAUCGUCCUUCAGUCGUAGCGGCUGCAGCAAUGCUCGCCGCAUUUGAUGAAAGAUUAACUCAAAACUUAGUGGAGUUUCAGAUGAGAACAAUCUCCUUAUGUGGAUCAUUGGAAACUGACCAUGUGUUAUCCUGCUAUAGACUGAUGAUUCAGGAGUCCCACAAGAAGGUGAUGAAACCAUCAAAGAAUUUAAUUUCAUCGGAUCUAUCGGCGGCCAAUUGUGUGAGCAUCAACAGCUCUGUUGAUGCAAAUGCCACCACCUCUUUCACAGCAAGAAGCAGUAAGAGAAGAAGGAUAGAAUCGCUGGAUGCCGAGUAGAAAUCAAAUGGACGCAGAGAUGGAGUUCUGAGACCCAGGCACUGAUUUUUUUUUGUUUAGCUGUCAACGGGGCAUGAUUUGAUUCUCUAAUUAAGAUAGAUUUGUAAUUGGUUGAUGACUUAGCUGGAAAAAGGUUUGGUUUUGAGUUCUUGAGAACAUCUUUCCUACACUUGGUAGUGUAAAAAGAAGGGAAAGUGCAGGAAAAGGAAGGCAAAAGUUACCGCUCAAAGUGGAAAAAAAAAAAAAGGGUUCUGACUGAAGUUUUAAAAAAGUUAGGUGGAGAUCAACCCCAACAGGCUGUAGAGGAGUGAUUUUGGUGAAUAAUGUUGCAAGUAGUCCUAUUGGUUCAUAGCCCUUGUCAUUCAUUCAUGAAUACUUACAAUACUCAUUGUAAUUCCUUCUUUGUAUUUGUUUCUUCCUAAUGUGUGAUGUGGUGAGACCCAUGGGGCCAGUAGAGAGAGUCUUGUAAACUGUAGUCCAUAAAGUCCCAUUGCCAUCCACUGUGGGUGGAGG